AUGCGAGCCCUGAAGACGGAUUCAAUAGACUUCAGCAUUCUCCAAGAUUGGAUGAGUUUCUGCAAGGAUAAACAUACAGGUGGAUGCAAUAUUUCCCAACAGGAUGAAGGACGGAUCGGUCUCAAAGUUAUCGAUUGCGAAACCCUCAUGCUCGUCGACCUGGGCGACUUGGAAUAUUUGACGUUAAGCUACCAAUGGGGAGUAGGCGAAAAAGCACCAGAGUACUCAAUUGCGCUGCCUAAUCUUGGUUCGCUGCCUGCUACUAUUAGAGACUCAAUUACCGCAACUCUCAAGCUAGGCUAUCGUUAUAUCUGGAUCGAUCGUUACUGCAUAGAUCAGUCAAAUAUCAAGGAUGCAAUGCGGCAAAUUCAAAAGAUGGACAUCAUCUACAGACACUCGGAAGCUACCCUUAUAGCCGUUGGCGGCACAGGCCCGUCGUAUGGUCUUCCGGGCGUCAGCGAGCGCCAGCGCCAAAUGCAAUAUCGAUUCCAAUUCGGCGACAAGGAAUUCGUCGGACCGAUCCACUUCGUCGACGGAGUAGUCAAUAAAUCGCGAUGGGGGACACGCGGAUGGACAUUCCAAGAGGGCGCGCUAUCAAGACGACGAUUCAUCUUCACUGACCAGCAAGUGUACUUCGAAUGCCACGAGAUGUGUUGCUACGAG
Mytilinidion resinicola is the source of this 663-nucleotide messenger RNA. RefSeq names its product HET-domain-containing protein. NCBI's taxonomy places the organism in Eukaryota, Fungi, Ascomycota, Dothideomycetes, Mytilinidiales, Mytilinidiaceae. The transcript has 2 exons. The annotation marks the transcript as partial. The record is from RefSeq and is a predicted model, not a curated record.